GCAGUAUCUAUACCCUAGCAACCAUAUGGAUAUAUGUCAGCCACUUGGCAACCCUGUUCAGUGAACUUGAAUUUAGUUAUUUUCGUGUGCGCCGAUAAACUCAAUUGUGGUGAAAUAUCCGUCUCGAAACCUAAUCCGCGAGGAAAUUCUAUUGAAUAAUGGGCAACAGCGUGUCUCAGGGAGCUGCUCCCAGUGUUUCGGCCGCCCAACCGGUGGCCAUUGCAUCCUCCACUGCAUCCGGCGAGAAGCCCAAGUGCAAGGCCUGUUGCGCCUGUCCGGAGACCAAGAGGGCACGUGAUGCUUGCAUUGUGGAAAAUGGCGAGGAAAACUGCUCGGCGUUGAUUGAGGCGCACAAGAAGUGCAUGCGCGAUGCCGGCUUCAACAUCUAAAUAUCCCGCACAACUUGGAUGAGGGAGUUGGGACACAGAUACUAGUCCUGCAGACCCCCAGUUCCAAAUCCCAGCAUCCAAAGACCUUUCCACUGUUUGUUUUUGUUGCAUCUCAAGCUAAUUAUAGAACUAAAUUAAUUGAAAGCCAA
Messenger RNA from Drosophila ficusphila, 538 nucleotides. It is a transcript of the gene Cox17, whose product is annotated as cytochrome c oxidase copper chaperone. Gene Ontology annotation, cellular component: mitochondrial intermembrane space. The coding region runs from base 159 to 389 and encodes 76 amino acids. Gene Ontology annotation, biological process: mitochondrial respiratory chain complex IV assembly. Gene Ontology annotation, molecular function: copper chaperone activity; copper ion binding. The transcript has 3 exons. The record is from RefSeq and is a predicted model, not a curated record. NCBI's taxonomy places the organism in Eukaryota, Metazoa, Arthropoda, Insecta, Diptera, Drosophilidae.